CUGAGGAUGCUGCUGCUGCUGCUGUUCCCCAUGGCCUUUUUCUUGCCCCCUGAGGCUCAGGCUGGGGAGAUCAUUGGGGGACAGGAAGCCCGGCCUCACUCCAGACCCUACAUGGCCUUUGUGAAAAUAGAGAGAGAAGGAAAAGGAGGAAGCAUGUGUGGAGGGUUCCUGAUCCAGGACGACGUGGUGGUGACAGCAGCUCAUUGUAACUGCAACCCGGGUAACAUCUCUGUGCUGCUGGGGGCCCACAACUUUGCAAUAGAUGAACUGGGGAGGCAGAAGAUUUCGGUACGUCGCCGAAUCCCCCACCCUGAAUUCAAUGACGAGACAUUUGAAAAUGACAUCAUGCUGCUGCAGCUGAGGAAUAAGGCCAAGAUGACCCAGACUGUGGGCACCAUCUCCCUGUCCCAGGAGAUGGUGAAGAAGGGGACAGUGUGCAGCGUGGCUGGCUGGGGCCAGACCAGUAUGAAGACAAAUGCCCAGCCCUCCCGAACCCUGCAAGAAGUGGAACUGACGGUCAUGGGGAAAUGUAUGUGUCUGUCUCGGCCCUAUCUGCACUAUGUCCCGUCCAGAAUGCUGUGCGUGGGGGACCCCCAGGAGAGAAAGGCACCAUUCCUGGGUGACUCCGGGGGCCCGCUUGUCUGUAAUGGGAAGGCUACUGGCAUUGUCUCCCAUGGCACUGGUGACGAGUCAACUCCCAGUGUGUUUACCAAGCUCUCCAAAUACGUAUGCUGGAUCAAGAAAACUCUGCGCAAGCUGAAGCCUUAGAGGGGAGUGUCCCUCUCUAGUGUGAGUGGAGAGAUAGAUGGGUAUUGCAGAGCGAUGGCUGGCUGGCUGGAUAUUGCAGAUGGAUGGAUGGAUGGAUAGAUGUGUAGCCAAUGAUUUUAGUUUUUUGCUCAUUUCUUGUGUGAUGUUAUGAUUAAUUAACAUGUUAUGCCGUACAUAAUCCUUCUAUGCUCAGUAGAGUUAAGUUGUAGCAUUAUAGAAGUAUAAGAUUGAUCAGUCGUCGAAGUGAUAAUUAGGUAUUAGGUAUCUAAAUAAGGAGGUCUCAAACGCAAGGCCUACAGGCUGAGGCCUGUAAGAUUUUAGCUUAGCCAUAUUAGGCCAUAGGCUUAAGCAAUGCUUGACAUCAGUAAGUGACCAAAGAAUGACCCUAUGCCACAAGAUAAUGGGAAAAGAUGUACCCAUGGAGGAUAUUGUAAAAAUUAACAGUAAGAGUAGUUUUUGCUUACAAAAUAUCCAAUAGUCAGAUUUUUCUACCGCAUGUCCUAACCGCAAGGUGUACUAUGUGUGGAAAUGCUAAUGAGGAAUAGUUGGAAUCGCGUUAUAAAAAGAGGGUGCCCAGAUUAGGAAAACUGAGCUCCCUAUUGGAUACCCCAGCAGGAGCCACCCCUCCAUUGAUGCCAGCAGCUAGAGGACAGGGAGUGAAAUUAACAAGCAAACAUGGCGGAGAUGAAGGCGCCAACAGAGCUGAGAUACUACAGCAAUGGGUAACACAG
Messenger RNA from Trachemys scripta elegans, 1499 nucleotides. Its product is annotated as mast cell protease 1A-like. The record is from RefSeq and is a predicted model, not a curated record. The transcript is spliced from 5 exons. Lineage: Eukaryota; Metazoa; Chordata; Testudines; Emydidae. Gene Ontology annotation, cellular component: intracellular membrane-bounded organelle; cytoplasm. Bases 7 to 768 code for a protein of 253 amino acids. Gene Ontology annotation, molecular function: serine-type endopeptidase activity. Gene Ontology annotation, biological process: proteolysis.